AAGAGUCGCUACUUACCACAGACUGCGAAGCAUACAAUGACAGAGUCCGUCCGAUAGAGCAACAUGCGAUAUACUGGAUAUUUUUUAAUGAUUUUAUUCUCCUCGUGGGGAAUCCUCGCGGGCAGUGUAAAGACUCUACCUCAUGUGAUGAAGUACCAAACAGUGAUACCUCAGAAGCUGAAGGAUUCAUCUCUCACGAAUGAUGCAGCCACAAAUCAGACAUACCCUGAUGUACUCCAGUACUCUUUGACGAUUGCAGGGCAAAACUACACUCUGCACCUGGAAAGAAAUAAAGAUCUUAUCGGGAAAAACUUUUCUGUGACACACUAUUCUGAUCAGGGCACCCAAAUUACAACUACUCCAGAUCUUGGGGUUCACUGCUACUACCAUGGACACAUUGUGGGAGUGGAGGACUCAUCUGCCAGCGUGGGACUGUGCUCUGGAAUAAAGGGGUUUGUGCUUCUCCAGGGCCAGAUCUACCUUAUUGAACCUCUGGCCGGUGCCGAUGGGGGAGCGCAGGAUGACAGACAGAGCUCGGAAGCUCACAGUGAGGAGGGUCUUCAUGCUGUUUACAACUACAAACACCUGAGGAGGAAGAGGAGCUCCUGUUCCCAUGGAAACACAACCACUUUCUAUGAUCAUGGUGCUCGUCCGUCUGGACUGUUCCAGCUCAGCAGUCUGAAAAGCAGAGCCCAGACCAAAGACCGUUCAGUAAAACACAGGACAGUGGAGCUGGUUCUGGUGGUCGACCACUCUGAGUACAAGAAGUUUGAUGGCAAGAAGACAAUAGAGACCAGACUGCUUGAAAUAGCAAAUCAUGUGGACAAGCUGUAUCGCCCCCUGGGUGUUCGUGUGAUGCUGGUCGCUCUGGAUAUCUGGUCAUACAGAGACCAGAUAGAGGUCAGCACAAACCCUGAGCUCACCCUCAGUCGUUUCCUCACGUGGCGGCAGCGGAGCCUGCUGCUGAGGACCAAACACGACAAUGCACAGUUCAUCACAGGUGUUGAUUUUGAUGGCUCCACUGUCGGCUUAGCAAACACCAAUGCAAUGUGCACCUCUAACUCUGGAGCUGUCAAUGAGGACCAUAACACUAACCCAAUAGGAGUGGCGUCUACUAUUGCGCAUGAGAUGGGUCACAACCUGGGCUUGUCCCAUGAUACCGAAAACUGUGUCUGUGGCUCCUCAAUAUCGAAAAAAGGCUGCAUCAUGGCUGAGAGUGUUGGCUUUGUGUAUCCGCAGCAGUUCAGCAGCUGCAGUCAGCAGCAGCUCAAAAGGUUCUUGGAGGAAGUGAACCCUACCUGUCUGCUGGAUACUCCCUCCACUGAUCGCAUCUAUGGAGGGCCGGUGUGUGGAAACGCCUUCCUGGAGCCCGGAGAGGAGUGUGACUGUGGCUCUGUAGAGGAAUGCAAGAAUCCCUGCUGCAAUGCCACAACCUGCAAGCUCAACACAGGAGCCCAGUGUGCAGAGGGAGAGUGCUGCCACAACUGCCAACUGAAACCGACAAGCAGUGUCUGUCGAUCAAGGUCAGGAGAUUGUGACCUGGCAGAGUACUGCACUGGCUUCUCUGCCUCCUGUCCAACUGAUGCGUACACCCAAAAUGGCCUGCCCUGCAACCGAGGAAAAGGAUACUGCUACAAUGGACAGUGCCCUUCACGGCAGGAACACUGCAAGAGACUCUGGGGACCAGAUGCUGAAGUAGCUGCAGAUGCUUGUUUUUACACGCAUGGAAACUGCAGAAAAACACAGUCGAGCCAGAGAUGUUCGAGCAGAGAACAAUCCUGUGGGACACUUUUCUGCUUCGGAGGCUGGGAGUUUCCAGUGACAUCCAGGAAAUCCUUUUACAGAGUAGGAAAGGGAGAGAUAUGCAAUGAAGCAACUAUGAACCCUGAAGAUAACUACCCUGCAGAUAUGGGCAUGGUACCUACUGGCACCAAGUGUGGCCACAACAUGGUAUGCUACAAUCAACGGUGUCAAGACAUCAAAAACAUAAAAGUGUACGGAACAGAUGACUGCUCUGCCAAAUGCAACAACCACGGGGUUUGUAACCACGAGAGUAAGUGUCACUGCGACCCUGGCUGGGCCACCCCUUUCUGCGAUGUGCAGCAAUCAGAGCUGCCUGGAGAGGCAAGUGUGGUGUUUAUUGUGUCACUGGCGGCUGGCUUUCUUCUGCUGUUGGCCCUGAUUAUUGGGACUUUGAUGUGCUGCAUCAGAAAAAGGCAACCUGUAAAAAGAUGCUUCCAGUCUACCUCAGGACAAUCCAACCCAUUGUUUCGGUCAAGCAGUACUCGAGGCAGCCCUCAUCUUGGGACCACACUCAUCAGCCAGCCUACAUUUGUGGAGUCUUCGGCCACUCAAGCCUGUAAACCUCUGUUCUCUGCUACUGCCAGACCACAUACUGGAGCACCGAAGCCCAGCAGAGCAGCUCCAGAGCCACCAAAGAAAGUGCCAGCUGUACCUCAGCCAUCAAAGAGUCAACAGGUUGUAAGGUCAUUCAUGCAGCCACCAAAUGUUUCAAGCAAACCAAUCUAUACUGAGGCUAAGCCACUACCCCCAUCCAGACCUCUGCCACCACUUGCAACAAAAUCGAUCAUGAAGCCAAAGCCUCCGAUGCCUCCAGUGAAGCCGAAGCCCUCUGCAGUCCCAUCUCCACUGCCACACACUCAGCUGCUUGCAGGGAGAGCGGCCCUAAAGCCCCCCAGCAGGCCCAGAUGACAGGGGGAAUAAUUCAGCAUGGUGUAAACACUGAGAUCCUCCGACAGAGGACAAUGUUUUUGUCCCACCUAGUAGAACCUUGAAGAUCCUCUCUGGAGACGCUCGUCUGUUUUAAAGCGGAAACAAGAUCCACUGAAGGAUCAGCAACGUGACGUGACAGAGCUCUUCUGUCAUUUAUGGUCUCCCUGAGGAUUACCGCCGUCUGUGUCUUGCUUAUUUGGCCUUCAGUAUGUUGAUGGAAACCUGAAGCCAUUAUUGAUAAACUCAACUUCUGUGCUUUAUAAAUAACAAAUGGCUAUGCUGCCAUGAUGAUUUUAAAUUUUUUUAAGGGAAAUGUCACUCUGCCUUGAUCCUGGGAUAUGUGAACACUUUAUGAGGCAAUUGUUUUAAUUUAAUUGAACUAUUUUACUUUUACUUGUCCCUCACAUUGUUUUGGUACUGACUUUCUAAGAAAUAAUAUUAAGGGAUUAUUAAAAUGUGGCACCAACAUUGGCACUUUACAGUUUUUUGGAUUAAGGACGUACCACAAAGGUUAUGACUUUUUCUUGGACUUUUUUUUUUUUUUGUACUAACCAACUUAUGCUUGACUUUGUGGGACUGAGUUAUUACAUGCAGCUGUUUUGUCUUUUGUGUUAGCUUGAUACAUUUUGAUUGUAAUUCUUCAAGGGAUUUUAUAUUGCAUAUUCUAUGCAGCAGACAUGAUCACACUCAUGAUACUCACUCAUAAUGCCAAUGCCUUUCCAUACAUUGAGAGUUCUGCCUUGAUUUUUUCCUGCAAACUUUGAACUGAAAAUUUAUUUGAAUGUUCCUAUUUAUUGAGAGAUAUCUUUUUUGUCUGUAAAAUGGAGCUGAGAAUAAAAGUGAAUCACCACA
This is a messenger RNA of Seriola dumerili (greater amberjack), 3585 nucleotides long. RefSeq names its product ADAM metallopeptidase domain 8 (gene adam8a). Bases 64 to 2712 code for a protein of 882 amino acids. The record is from RefSeq and is a predicted model, not a curated record. The transcript is spliced from 25 exons. Gene Ontology annotation, molecular function: cell adhesion molecule binding; metalloendopeptidase activity. Gene Ontology annotation, biological process: inflammatory response; positive regulation of membrane protein ectodomain proteolysis; regulation of cell-cell adhesion. NCBI's taxonomy places the organism in Eukaryota, Metazoa, Chordata, Actinopteri, Carangiformes, Carangidae.